Messenger RNA from Rhinichthys klamathensis goyatoka, 1545 nucleotides. It is a transcript of the gene nfil3-3, whose product is annotated as nuclear factor, interleukin 3 regulated, member 3. The transcript has 2 exons. Gene Ontology annotation, molecular function: DNA binding; DNA-binding transcription factor activity. The coding region runs from base 314 to 1216 and encodes 300 amino acids. The record is from RefSeq and is a predicted model, not a curated record. Lineage: Eukaryota; Metazoa; Chordata; Actinopteri; Cypriniformes; Leuciscidae. Gene Ontology annotation, cellular component: nucleus. Gene Ontology annotation, biological process: circadian rhythm; regulation of DNA-templated transcription.
AGAUAUUUUACACUCAGUUUGUUUGUGUGUAAUCCAGCGCGCGCGCCUGUUGCGUUCGUUCUGUCUGACGUAGAGUUCAAACCAGCUGACCUCGCGAGCCGCGACCCGAGCUAAACCCUUCAGAGAAACGGAGAUUUGAGCAGCAGUUUACAGAUGAGUAACGUUACAGACAGACUCCUGCGCUCGCUAGCCUACAGGGAGGACUUUGCUUUUCUCCUGAGUCCUGACUUCUUCCCAUUUUAAAGUAAACCAUUAAGCGUUUUUACUGGAAGGGGGAGCUAAAGGUCUUCAGGUCAACAACAAAAAGAGUUUCAUGAAUGCCAACAUUACAAGACCUGUGAGUGUCUUGAGAUUUCACACAUUCAUUAAGCCCCAGACUCACAGCAUGAGGGACCAAAGUGUCACGCGGGCAGAACAGAGACUGAUGUACCCGAAAGAAGUAACUGAUCCAGUCAGUCGGGAGGGUGCUGUAUCCUUCACAGAAGAAACAGUGUCCAGCAGAGCAGAGACCGUCGGCAUCAUCACACUGCGUCGCAAACGGGAGUCUAUCCCUGCUGUGAAAAAAGACGAAGGUUAUUGGGACAAGCGCAAAAAGAACAACGAAGCUGCCAAGCGUUCGCGUGAGAAACGCCGCAUCAGCGACAUGGUGGUAGAGAACCAAGUUCUGGCUCUUCUUGAGGACAAUGCACGCCUGAAAGCUGAGCUACUGGCACUUAAGUUCAGAUUCGGUUUGAUCAAAGAUCACACAGAUUCACCAGCACAGGUCUGCUCAUAUGGUUCAUAUAACCAAACAUUUCCAGCAAUACCCUGCUACUGCCCCAACACUAACCCACAACCUGCCCAUGGACACCUGUUGUCGACCCCACAGCAAAACUAUGGGUUCUUCAUCCCUGGAGGAUCAGGCAUUGAGAGCCCAGAGCUCUCAGGUGAUGCUGUAGGUGAACAUAUUGGACCCUAUCGAGGUGACGAACAGCCAGGCCGUAUCGCAGAAGUGGAUGCCAAUGCAUUAGUGUCAGGAUGGCAAGAGAACAACAUGAAAGGUCUUCCUCAUAAACUGCGUUUCAAGACGCCAUGUAGACUUGAAGGUGCUGAGGUGGAAAAUCUCUCCUCAGUUGUACAGUCUCAGUCUACAUCUGGGUGUGAGCGGACAGAGGGUUUCUGGACACAGACACACACACACAGUGCCAUCAGCUUGUUCAACAGCACAUCAGAAUAACUCUUCCAUUCACAGAUCUAGAAAGGCAGCGCUAUUAGAUUCCAGCCAAGCGCUUUGAAUGAAGAAGUGGCCGGGCUCCAAAAAGCAGCAGUUGAACUGAGAUGGAUUCUGUGACACCUGACUUCUGACCAAUCCAAAGAAAGAAGCUGCUUUUUCUGAUUGUUACAGACAAAUAUAAGAAGCCAGCUGGAUGUUCGCUGGAACAGCUGGCAAUCGGAGACAUUUUUCAUUCUGGUGUAAUUUUCAUACGCCUGUCUGCACCAGUAAUGUUCAUAACGUGCUGGAUUAAAUGAGAAAUAUUGUGAAAGUAAAACGCUCUCCUGUUUUCU